Molecule: messenger RNA, 1905 nt
Organism: Capronia coronata CBS 617.96
Lineage: Eukaryota; Fungi; Ascomycota; Eurotiomycetes; Chaetothyriales; Herpotrichiellaceae
Exons: 3
Coding region: 1-1905 (634 amino acids)
Biological process (GO): ubiquitin-dependent endocytosis
Cellular component (GO): cytoplasm; plasma membrane; cytosol
Molecular function (GO): protein-macromolecule adaptor activity; ubiquitin protein ligase binding
Source: RefSeq, a predicted model, not a curated record
AUGGCUCUCAAAUUCCUGAGCGGCCACAGUUCGAAUACCGGUUCGAGCAGCAGCGUCAAGUAUUUCGACAUCCGCCUGGACAAUGAUUAUAUUGUCUUUCGGGGUAGUGAGGAUGAGGCCUCGAGCGCCUCGCUGUCCGGCACCGUCGUUUUGUGCCUGACUGAACCUCUCACCAUAUCGCAUAUCGAUUUGACUUUGAGUGGCAUCCUGCAUAUGUCAUGGCAAACCACUUCCACUUCCUCCAUGUCCGGCCGACGGACCGCAUCCAAAGAGCGAACAUUCUUCGAGAAGAGUUGGGUAUUUCGAGAACCGGGGAAAGGAAAGACGGAGGUCCUGCAGCCAGACAACUACGAGUGGCCUUUUCAAUGCGUUCUACAAGGCUCUCUCCCUGAAAGUGUGGAAGGACUGAAAGAUGCUUGGAUCAUAUAUCGGCUCAAGGCACAAAUCAGUCGCAAAAGAGGCCGAGAUAUCGUGGUCAGGAAACCCUUGCGUAUCGUCCGGACUCUCGAUUCCAAUGCUUUGGAACUCUCUCACGCUAUGUCAGUGGAAAACAUCUGGCCGAACAAGAUUGAGUAUUCUAUAUGCAUACCGAAUAAGGCCGUGGCAUUCGGGUCUUUUGUCCAGGUCGAUUUCAAGCUGAUCUCGCUGCUCAAAGGUCUCGUCAUUGGAAAUGUUUCCACUCAGGUCAAGGAAGAGCAAGAAUUUGUCGUCGACCCAGAAUGGGGCAUCUCCGCCCUCAGCAAUGGCCACAUGAAAACGGAAAGGGUCAUAGUCGCGGACGUCUACCGGAUCAAUCCCGAAGUGGACGAACAAGUUAUCGACGAAGUAGCAGAGGGUUAUCAGUUCUCUCGCUAUCUGGAGCUCCCGAAAUCGCUCAACCAUUGCCUUCAGGACUGUAACGUCAAAGGCAUCAAAGUGCGCCACAAGGUGAAGUUCAAUGUCCAGCUGCACAACCCGGAUGGUCAUAUUUCCGAACUACGAGCCAACCUUCCAGUCACCUUCUAUAUUUCACCUAGUCUGCCAAUCAACGAGAACAAUGACCUCAUCGAUCAAACACCACAAGCAUCAAGAGCCGCAGUAGCGAACGACUUGGCCAAUUCUGCGCCGCCGGUUUAUGGCAAGCAUACGCUGGAUCUGUUGUAUUCCGACGUGGAUGGCUACAGGACUCCGGGGACGGCUCUGUCGACUCCAGGCACGCCUUACUUGCACAGUCGCCACACCUCGUCAGAAAAUCUGGCCAGCCUUGCCGCCAUCACGAAUGGGACAUAUGUUUCACCCAUAGCUCUUCAGAAUAGGCUUCAGAAUCUACGCGGUGGCCUUUCGGGUCCUUUGGUGGAGGAUGAGAACGAUCUAUAUCGGGGAGACCCAACAGCACGUUCCAGGAGGAAUUCCUCCUCUGCUCAUUUGCAGGAGGAUUAUUUUGCGUCUCAAGAUCCCCGAAAUUCUGCGACACAUCCCAGAAUCAGCCCCUACGACACCGCAUUUCAAUCCGGACUUCAAUCAACGACGCCAAGCCAACCAGGUAGUAACCUCAUGUCGCGGCGGACCUCUGAAGAAGACGAAGGACAUCAGUCUGGUACUCGAACACCAUUCCCUCAGUUCGACCACAUGGAGGACUUGGCAAAGGUUCCUUCUUACUCAACCGCGGUUAAGGCGCCUGUCCCGAGAUCGGAUCUGUCGAGCUCCCUACCCACAUACGGAGCGGUUGUUCAAGGACCGAGCGCUCCUGCGCUUACAGAGCCUCCGACCGCUUACAUUCGCAAUUCUUCUAGGGUCCCGGGAAGCUUGGCAUCGAGUCCUCCCGAUGCGGGAAUGAGCAAUUCCCGCUCGGCUUCACACAGAAACCUGAGUUCGAUCCAAGAUGACGAGCGAAGGAUUAGGAUGAUGCAAAUGCGAGGCCGGUGA